Messenger RNA from Saxophila tyrrhenica, 459 nucleotides. It is a transcript of the gene ECM15, whose product is annotated as UPF0045 protein M15. NCBI's taxonomy places the organism in Eukaryota, Fungi, Ascomycota, Dothideomycetes, Mycosphaerellales, Extremaceae. The transcript is spliced from 3 exons. Gene Ontology annotation, cellular component: cytosol. Bases 1 to 459 code for a protein of 152 amino acids. The record is from RefSeq and is a predicted model, not a curated record.
AUGGACUCCUCACCCCAACUCCACAACCUGUUCCAUCAAAUGGCCGACUCCGACCCCACGAGCCUACCUACUCCGUCGUCAUGCACGGCCGAUUUCUGCCUCAUCCCGCUGGGCACGCCGACAGCCUCCGUUUCGAAGGAAGUCGCUCAGGUUCAAAGGCUGCUGAAGCAGAGUGGGGUGAAGUAUACUAUGCAUUCUGCUGGGACUACGCUAGAGGGUUCAUGGGAGGACUGCAUGCGGAUCAUCGGUCAAUGCCACAGCAUGCUGCAUGCCAACGGCGUCGUCAGGAUCCAAAGCGAUAUCCGUGUGGGCAGUCGAACGGACAAGCGGCAGACCGCUGAAGAGAAGGUCAAAGCUGUGGAGAAGCUGCUGGCUGACGACGGCAGCGGUGGAGGAAAGCAGGGGGCAGAAGAUAGCGAGGGGAAGGACGUCAAGGGAGAUUUAUUAGGUGGAGUGUAA